Molecule: messenger RNA, 6727 nt
Organism: Pristis pectinata (smalltooth sawfish)
Lineage: Eukaryota; Metazoa; Chordata; Chondrichthyes; Rhinopristiformes; Pristidae
Gene: bod1l1
Product: biorientation of chromosomes in cell division 1-like 1
Exons: 15
Coding region: 116-5587 (1823 amino acids)
Source: RefSeq, a predicted model, not a curated record
GUCACGCGUCCCAUGAUCCUCAGCGCGGAGUUUGCAGCGGAGCGCGCGCCACCCUUGGUUGCCGGGGCGAGUGACCCGGGCCGGUGCCCGACCCCCGCCCGCUCCGUCCCGCACCAUGCCGCCCUGGCCCCGGAGACCCCAAACUCGUCUCCCAAUGAUCGUCAAUCACCUCAAGAACCAGGGCCUCUUCGACCAGUUCCGCCGCGACUGCCUGGCCGACGUGGACACCAAGCCUGCUUACCAGAACUUACGACAGCGAGUGGAUAAUUUUGUGUCCAACCAUCUUGCAAGUCAUACGUGGAGCCCUCAUCUCAACAAGAAUCAGUUGAGAAACAGUCUGAGACAGAUGGUGCUACAGUCGGGUAUGCUGGAGGUAGGCGUCGACAGGAUCAUUUCUCAAGUUGUGGAUCCAAAGAUUAAUCACAUAUUCCGACCUCAGGUUGAGAAAGCUGUUCAUGAGUUUUUAGCAACUGUGGAUCGGAAAGAAGAACCUGCUUCUGCGAACGUUGCUCAAAACUCUGAGAAACAAGAGCCAACCACUCCAGGCCCUUCCAGUUGUCCUAGCACAAGCAAAGCUAAUGAUGCCCUUUCUAUCUUGGAUACUAUAACCUCUCUUAAUCAGGAAGCCAGUGCUGCCAGGUCUACAGUUGAGAAUUCAUCUGGUAAAAAUUGUGAAAAGAAUUCUAGAAAGAUCUCCACUACAGAAAUCAAGUCUCAAAGUUUUGACCUUGGAACAGAGAAAGAUCACGUUACUGAAGAAACUGAAAAAUUUGUAUUAGAAGCCAAAGUGGAUGAUGGAAAGCUUUAUCCUAAAUCAGAAGGAUUAAUUAAUGCUUUAACAUCUUUGAAGGAUUUUGAGGAUAAGCAUGAAAAGGCUGAGACCGUUGUGGAAAAUAUAGAAGAUGUGAAUGAAAAAAGUGAUAAAAUUGAUAAGAGAGACAAAGAUGUAAUAAGAAGCGAACAACUUGGGCUCUCAAAAAAUGAGCGAAGAGGCAAAAGGAAAGACUGUGAAUCUGUCCGACAUAUAUCUGGAACUCUAAUUGUUAAACAGACAGCCAAGGAAAACUUAAAGAAAGAAUAUUUCUUGGAAGAUUCUGAUUUUGAAGGCCUGAGUGACAUCACAGUUAGUUCCGUCCAUACCAGUGAUCUUUCUUCUUUUGAUGAGGAGGAUGAUGAAGAGGAGGGUGAAGUUCCAGCUUCCGACAGCUCUGAUGAAUUUCAAGAGCAAAGUUCAGAAGAAAAAGAGAUGAAUUUGGAAACAAACGAAGGAGAACAAAAGGAAGGCAAAGCAAAACCUGGACGGCAUCCAUAUGUCCACAAACCUUUCUUGUAUUCUAAGUACUAUAAUGAUUCAGAUGAUGAAGAAACUGUAGUUCAACGUCGACAGUCAAUUGCAAAAGAAAAGGCAGAGCGGUUACUCAGGCGACAGUGGAACAGGGAAAGGGUAGAGGACAAGCACAAACAGUUGGAAAUUGAGAAAGACCGGCCACCAGAGGAGAUUCAGAGGAAUGAAGAAAAUCUCCAAACACUGGAAAAAGGUAUUAAUAGUAAUUUAAGUGUUGAAUCCAAUUCAAGAAAAAUGCAACAGCCAUCAGCCCUAAUUUCAAAAGUUAGCAAAGCAGCUUUGAAAGAACAAAAAAUCUUGGAGAAAAAAGUGGCAUUGAGAAGAAAAAGGAAAGGAGAUUUAAGAACCUUAUCGGGGGAAAUUGCUCUGCACCAUGAAGAUCGAAAAAGAAAACGUGAACUGCCAGAAGAAUUUAAGGAAACACAGAUUAGAACUGAGUUUCUUUUUCAGAACAAAGAAAAGGCAUUUGCUUCUACUUCAAAAGAUUCCAAGAAUGCACAGACCCCAGAUCAGCCGCUCAGAUCUGUUCAGAUACUUUCAGAGUUUAAUGGUGAAAGCAGCAACCAUUUAAAAAUUGAUGAUGAGUCUUGCCAAAAGCAACCAAGAAACAAUAAUUCAGAUAUGAGUGGAUUGGAAACAUCUCAUGUUAAUAAGCUUGAUGACUUUGGGAUAGAAGAAAAUCUUAAAGAACCAUUCAAGCACAGAGAUGAAAUGAAGCAUGUAAAACACAGUGAUGGGGAACUGGUGGUGUCUGAAAGUGGCUCUUGGACAUGUGAUAGUCAUACUAAUGCUGAUCCGAAAGUGGGAACUGCUUUGGAGGAUAGUGUCAUAACCAAUUGCCAUCAGGUUAUCCUCUCAGGUGACAGCAAAGCUCUAAUUUCUUCAGAUUCUGCAGAAUUAUCAAUCUCAGAACAUGGCCAAGAUAUCAAAUCUAGAGACCAUUCAAAACUAAAGGAAGAAAAGGUAAAAGAAAAGAAACAUGUUGCUGAAGGCUCCUGGCCAAAAUCCAGGGAGACUACACAGGAAGGUGCAAAAGGUCAUGAGAAAAACAAAGAAAAAAGAAAUGAGUCUGAAUGCCUGCGACCAAAAUUCAAAGAAAACUUGCAUGAUGAUGUGAAAUCUAGUGAAAAAUGGAAAGAGAAACGAAAUGAUUCUGAAAACCCUUGUCUCAAAUUCAAAGAAAGUAUAUAUGAAGAUGCUAAAAGCAGAGAAAAGAAAAAUGAGUCCGAACAUGGUCGAACAAAAUCUAGGGAAAAUACCCUUGAUGAAAAAGGCCAUGAGAAAAGUAAAGAGAAGAAAUACAUGUCAGAAUGCUCUCGGUCGUUAUCUAAGGAAAGCUUGCAAGAAGACGCAAAAGGCUCUGAAAAAGGCAAAGAAAGGAAAGCUGAAUCUGGGAGCUCCCGAUCAAAAUCCAGAGAGAAAAUGCAUGAUGAUACAAGAAGUCAUGAGAAAGUCAAAGAGAAUCAAAAUGAAUCUGGAAGCUCGCGAUCAAAAUCGAGGGAAACUGUACAGGAGGAUGUUAGAAAUAAAGAUAAAAGGAAGAAUUUUGAAAAUGCACGGUCAAGAUCAAAGGAAGAAUUGCCAGAAGAUAAAAGUAGGGAAAAGAGAGUAGAAAAGAGGCGAGAAUCUGAAAGCUCAAAAUCUAAGGAAAAGGUUGAUGGCUCUCGGUCAAAAACGAAGGAAAGCAUUGAAUUAUCUCGAUCAAAGUCCAAGGAAGAUAAUGAAUAUAAUCAAAAGGGAAUAGAGAAAAGGCACGAUUCUGAAACUGCUCGGUUGAAAAUGAAGGAACAUUCAGAAAUCACUAGAUCAAAAUCCAGGGAAAAAUUGCAGGGAGAUGUUCAAUAUGACGAGAAGGUAGAAAAGAGGCGAGAUUCUGAAAACACUCGGCCUAAGUUUAAGGAUAAUGUUGAUGGCUCUCGGUCAAAAUCCAAGGACAAAGUGCGGGAUACUAUUCAAAAUGAAAAAGGAAUAGAAAAGAAACAUAGUUCUGAAAACCCCAGCUUAAAGUCCAAGGAAUAUACAGAAAGCUCGCACUCAAAAGUCAAGGAAAAGAUGAGAGAUUUUGCUCAGGGCACAAUGAAAGGAAUUGACAAGAAGCAUGAUUCCAAAAUCAGACAUUUUGAAAAAUCACGUUCAAGAUCCAAGGAAGAUUUACAGGAAGAUAAUGCAAAGAAGAUGGAAAGAAGGUAUGAUUUUGGCAGUACUCGGUCGAAGUCUGGGGAACGCUCUGAACAUUCACGGUCAAAAUCUAAGGAACAUUCAGAAAGUUCCCGAUCAAAAUACAAAGAGAGGGUGCAGGAAAAUAUUCAAAACAAUGAAAAAGGAAUGGACAGGAAACACAAAAAUGAAAACACUCUUUCAAAAACCAUGGAACAUUCUGAAAUGUCUCAGUCAAAAUCCAGUGAGAAAGGGAAGGAGAGCAUUAAGGACAGUGAAAAGGGGAAAUUAAAGAAGAACGAUUUCCAAAAUGUUCAGUCAAAAUCUAAAGAAUUUUCUGAAAAUGUGCAAGCAAAGUCCAAAGAUAAAAUACAAGGUGAUGAGAAAGGAUCUGAAAAAGGUAAUUUUGUAACUAUUCAGUCAUGUUCUAAGGAGAAAGUGCAAGAUCUGCAAGGUAAUGAGAAAUUAGAAGAAAAAGAGAUCAAGUUGCCAGCUGCUUUGUUCAAGCCUAAAACAGGUCAUGAAGAUGAACAAAGUAGAGAGAAGAGUAGUAAGUUGAAAAAUGUGGCAAAAUAUGAGGAACAGGUGGAAAUUGCCAAAACUAAUGAAAUGGAAGAGAGAAAUAAAGUGGAGAAUGAUCAGUCAGGAUCCAAAGCUCAUCUGCAAAAAGAUAUUAAAAAUCAAGAGAUUGUAGAAGAAAAAAAUAUUAAAAAUUUAGAAUUUAAAGAAUGGUCUUUGGAAGAAAAUGAAACAACUGAUAUGAAGGAAAAAGCUGAAAACAUACACUCAAAGUCAAAUGAAGUUCAAAAUGAUCAGACUAAUGAUAAAAAAGGAACUGAUACAGAAAAUGUCCAGUUGAACUUAAAAGAAAGCAUACCAGAUACUAAGGAAAUUGCACAUAAUACUCCAGGAAACUUAGCGGAAAUUGAAAAUUUGAUAAAAACUGAAGACAAAUUAGAGGAGAGAAUAGAAAUCUCUGAAAGUGAAAGGAGUAAAGCUGGGUCUAUGGAAGAUAUACCUGUAAAUAUGGAAGAAAAAGAGCUUGAAACUGAACAAAAAGAGAUUGGUGGAUGUAAAACAUCUCAGUUAGUUAAAGAACAAACUGAAAAACCAGCUUAUGACCAAUUAGCAAGACCAAAUGAGAUAAAUAUUCCUCCAAACAUUGAGCAACAUGGAUCUUUACCUACCCCUUAUCAGACCUUUUCUCCUGAUAAUCCAACUAUGAAUGAUGCAGGGCUUCUUCAUCCAAUUGCUGCUAAAACGCAAUUUUUUCAUUAUGAUCCUUCUUCACCAGCUACUCCAACACUUGAUGAAAAUUUUAGCUAUGAGGCACCUUCCAGUGUUCCGGACUCAGUUGUGCCUUCUGUGGAAGGUCCUGGAAAGCAAGAGGCUCAUAGUUCAGAAAAUAUUGCAGAGGAAUUGUGUGAUAAAAAUCAAGUUGACGAAAUGGACACCAAAUGUGAACCAUCAAAAGUGGAGUUGCAAGAGUUGCCCGUUCAGCAGGAUGUGGUGUCAGAAAUAAACACAAGUGCCAUAUGUGAAUGGAAGGAUGAAGAUGUGACUGGGGAAUCUGUCAAAGGUGCUGAAGAGCAAAGUUCCUCUAAAAGAGAAAGAAAACCCAAGCGUCCAUACACUCCAGUAGAAAAUCCUCCUAAAAGGAGACAUCUUCAUUCAGAGGAGAAAUCUGCUGUGGUGGAUGAACCCAUUGAAGCCAUACUAGUUCAAGCACAAGAGGAAAGUCCAGCACAAUCACGAGGCAAAAUUACUUCAAAGGUUGAAGAAAAAGCAAGAAGCCAGGCAAAUGAUGCAAGUAGCCAGAAUAAACCGACCACUCGUGCAGCCAAGAAAGUAAGCAGUCCUGAGCAUUUGUCAAUAUCUGAGCGAGAAAGGCGUUCGUUGACUUCCACAAAAGAGAAACCAACAACUGAUUCAAAGGCAGGAAAAUCUCCAGCACUAGUAUCGGUCACAAGAUCAAGAAGUCAACCAUCUCCUGUGACUAAACAAGGACGUAAAAGAGAAGCAAGUCCAGAACGCAAAAGAAGACAACAUAAAGCUGAAGUGCCACCAAAGAGAACCAGGCGAUAACUUGGAAUGUUCAACGUUACCACUUGGACUCGACAAAAUUAAAGUGUUGUGUACAUUGUAUAUUAUAAAUUAUAUUUGUUGUAGUAAUCCAAGGGAAAGAAGUCAGUAUUGAUAGGUUAAAACUGUCUUUUUACUGUACUUUUGUGUUGUAUAUGAGAAAUGGCAAAAAAAGUUGUGCUUUUACCUGUUGUAACUUGCAAUUUUAAGUACAAGGUUUUCAUUCUAUGAAUGUAUUUUAUUUUUACCAAAUCCUAUUUAAUAAAAUUGUUUGCUGAAAGUAAGCAACUGAGGGAUGCAGCUAUUCACAGUAUAAUUUUGUACAUUGUUAAUGUACAUUCCUUGAUGUUCUAUUUGUUAUAUUCUUGGAGUGAGUGACCAAACUAUUUUGUACUCGUACACAACUUGCUGAGCAUGUUCAGUUGGUUUAUAAUAAAAAGUAUGUGUUCAUAUGCUGCUUUAUCAUGUAGAAACACCUGGAAUCACUUGACAACAUAACAAUUUCAAGAUACAUUGGCUGUUAUUUAGAUGAAGGUUGUAGUGAAGAUAGAAUUUUGACAUGAAAAUUUUCAUCAUCCAAUAUAGUUCUUGUCUGCACAUUCUGACUGUCAUAUUGCAGAAAUUAAACUUUGAUGAGCUUGUUCUGAGUUCAUUAAUUAACAAUGUUGGAAUUUGCUUAGCUGGAGCUAGGAUUUGAAAUUUUCCAAUCUUGAUAUUUUUCCUUAUUGGAAAAAUUAAAGUCUGGCUUUCUAAAGAAAAGGAUAGCUUACUGCUGCUGUCCAAAACAGUCUUUUGUAUAACUUUUAUCAGUUCUCUUAAAAUUGUUUACUGCGAUUGAUGUUUGUCCUUUUUAAAUAGUAUAUACAUCCUAAUAUGAAGAGCAUCCUAUGGUGCUUUAUGGAGAAAUCUAAAUAUAUUUUGCUGAUAAAAUGGACAUUCCCAAUGCCAAAAUUUGCUGGAUCAGGCCAAUGUAAAAAAAAGUACUUUAUACCAAAUCACUGUUUUAUAAUCUGCAAUUUACAAUAUCUGUAAGAAAGUGAAAUUUGAAUUGAAAAUUAACUUAUUCUUAAUAUUUUAUGUCAAUGGCAAUUACCUUUCUGUAAAUGGAGAACUUUCUCAUUUAAUGGAAUAAAAGGGAAUGUC